AAGCACAACAACAAAAUGGUGGAGUCCGCGCCGAGUUGCAUUUUUUGAGAUGCGGUAGCGAAUGUUUAAGUUGUGCAUCUGUUUCACGGUAAAAGCAGUGAAACAGUUGGAAAAUGUCGUCCGUAGAUAUCGAAGACACUUCGAACGUGGAGGCUGAAACGUCAUUUGAGGUCCGUCUCUACAUUUACGACUUGUCCAGAGGUCUGGCGAAGUCUCUAUCUCAAGUAUUUAUAGGUAAACAGCUUCCUGGAAUAUGGCACACAAGCAUAGUAUCUUACGGCCGCGAAUACUUCUUUGGGGCCAUGGGAAUCGAAAGCUGUGGAGCGGGAGAAACGAUCUUGGGAGAUCCGGACCAGAUCCUUACCCUGGGGGUCACGGAGCUCCCGUACAGCCUCUUUCUGGAGUACAUUUUUGCUCUAGGAGAGUCCUCUUAUAAACCUCACACGUACGACCUUUUCAAGCACAACUGCAACAACUUCACGCAAGAAGUGGCAGUCUUCCUGACGGGAAAGUCGAUACCCAAGGAAAUCCUGGAGCUUCCCGAAGAAAUACUCAACACGCCAUUGGGAGGCACGCUUCAGAGCUACUUCAACACCCUCUCCCUGAGGAGCGAGGCGUCCCGAGGACUCAGUUUUUCCGGCCUCGGUCCACCCGCGAACUUCAUUCCCUUUGAACCUUCAGCCCGUCGGAAUACCAGGGGUUCAGAGUCGCCAGAGUUACAGCAGGCUCCAGUAAGUCGACAGCCUGCUCGCGCAAUGUCUUCCGAAGAACGGCAACCGUCGGAGGGUUCGCAGGAAGCCCGGCGAGACAGCGAUGCAGACGACGCCCCUCUGGAGAGGCCAUCUCCAGUGCGGAAGACGCGCCGCUAUCCGGAUCCUCCAAUUGUCUUUCCAGACGUUGAUGGAGUGGGAGCACUGAAAGAGCUACAGGACACCUUGAAAGAUGUGCUCAAUGACACAGAGCAGACUGCUUUGAGGGAACUCAACGAGUACCUCCUGACAGAGAAUGGAGCCUGGGCCCUGGGUGCGCCACAACUGGAGCUCAUGGGGAGACUCUUCACGGACAGCAGCCUUCCAAAGCCUGCACGUGUGCUCCUGCUGCGGGUUCUGCAGGCAAUGGCACUAAAGGAGGACGUGAUUCUCUUCCUGCACCAGGACAGACAGGGCCACUGCAUCAUGAGCUAUGUCUACCGAAUUGAGAAUCUCCCGCCAGAAGAGCAAGACCUAGUCUUGGCACUGCUGUGCAACCUGUGUAGCAAUACAAGCAGCUUCGAUUGGCUCCUGUACAUAUCGGAAUGGACGGAGGAAGGACAGCCCUGCAACAACAGCAGGGUGACAGUUCGGGCGGCAGUCCACGGAUUGCUCUGCGACAGACCCGAAGUUCAGAACAAGAGUGCGGGUCUCAUGUACAACCUGGCACUGAAGGAGCUGUUCGACGACGUUGCCACUGAACUGUCGACAGCCGUCCUUCAGUAUCUGCACGGUGACAUCGCCGAAGAGCAAGCAUUCUACGCUUUGACCGCCUUGCUGAGAUUCCUCCAAAUCAGCUAUAAUGACGUGCCCGCGCUCAUCAAAAUGCUGGGGCCAGAUCUGCAGAAAUUUUCCGGGAAAUCUCAGCGUGUGGACAAAACGGUGGAAGAGAUUCAGUUCAAGAUGUCCGUCUCCAUCUCCGCUUGAGGGAAAGAGUGACCGUCGCUCCAGGACGCGACCGUCCCGCAAAAAAUACUCCCAAUGGGCGCUCUUUGGUGAAAGACUGCUCUCAACUUGGUUGUGGACGCUGGAUUAUUUCCGCACUUGCCUGCUCCUAGAGCCUCCCGUGCAAUGCAAGCUGUACGAUGCUUAAUUACCCCGAGCGGCAGCUUAUGCGUACGGCACUAAGAAGCGUAAUUUUUUAAACGGCGGGUACAAAGUGAAAACAUGGGUGAGAUUUUUUGGGGUACGACUCAUUAUUGAUUAAACAGUGCCUAUUUUACGUGGGAACAAAUGUGGCCAGUGUUUGGUGGGAGCGCUUAUCCUGAGGGGUCGAUAAAAAUACUAAAAUAAAAUAAAGACGAGAUAAAAAUCUGUUUUCUACUAACCGUUGCACCAUAUUAGGAGGUCAGCUCGCUGUUUAUGGACAAGCUGAUAAAAGUAUAUAAAAAAAAAAGAAAAAGAAAUGACACGCACUCAUUAAAUAUUAGGCCAUUAAAUGUUAGCCAUUAAAUUAUGUGGCCAUUAAAAUAUUAGGUGGGAGCUAGGGUAAUGCCUCGUACGCGAUUCCUGAAAGGAGCGUUCAGGGCACCUCAGACACAUUUUUUCCCACGUGACUUGGUAUUUUGCCAAAUGCAUUUAAAUGUGCGAUAGCUUUAAAUGGGCAUCUUCCCAACCUGAUCUUUGGUUGCCCACACUCCUUUGAGUUGCAAUUAUAAUGUUUCCUUCUCUCCUCUUUCCACAAGUGGUACAGAUUGCCCUACAAAGCUAUUGCUUUAAAAAGGUAAAUUAUUAUAUAAAAAAUUUAACACCGUUGUGUACCAGACUAUGGAGAUUCAAAGACUUCGAUGCUCUAUCCAGCAUAACGCAUACAGAACGGGAAAAAAUUAGCUUAAAAAAAACAAACAAGGGACCUAGGUUGAGAUGGACUAUCAGUAUUUUUGUUUUCUCACCGCAGCAAUAACCAUAUCUUUUCAAAUCCAAGUCAUUCGGUCAUGCUUAACCUUCCCAGUCCCGCAUUUGCUACUAAACGAGGACGGCAUUUUUUUUUACUGCGAUAUUUUUAUUCGCCGACUUUUUUCCUAGUUUGCGUAAGCCAUCCUUUUAUCUCGCACUUCUGGCGUGUUUUUCUAAGAGACCAGCAAUAUUCUCAUUUUUUAAUAAUGCUCAGCAUUAAGCGUUCGGUGAGGUCCGGGCGGCGUUACGACGACGGGAGGGCAUAAAUAAUGUUUAUACACAUUUUAUACAUGUGGCAAAGAAAUAAAUUAUGUGUACAAGCA
Ornithodoros turicata is the source of this 2968-nucleotide messenger RNA. RefSeq lists its product as uncharacterized. The transcript is spliced from 12 exons. Gene Ontology annotation, molecular function: peptidase activity. The record is from RefSeq and is a predicted model, not a curated record. NCBI's taxonomy places the organism in Eukaryota, Metazoa, Arthropoda, Arachnida, Ixodida, Argasidae. Bases 114 to 1676 code for a protein of 520 amino acids. Gene Ontology annotation, biological process: protein modification by small protein removal.